Molecule: messenger RNA, 633 nt
Organism: Vanderwaltozyma polyspora DSM 70294
Lineage: Eukaryota; Fungi; Ascomycota; Saccharomycetes; Saccharomycetales; Saccharomycetaceae
Gene: RHO3
Product: Rho family GTPase RHO3
Exons: 1
Coding region: 1-633 (210 amino acids)
Biological process (GO): small GTPase-mediated signal transduction
Molecular function (GO): GTP binding; GTPase activity
Source: RefSeq, a predicted model, not a curated record
AUGUUGUGUGGUUCCAGUUCUGUUUCUAAGAAACCAAUUGAAAGGAAGAUUGUCAUAUUGGGUGAUGGUGCUUGUGGUAAGACAUCUCUGUUAAAUGUUUUUACUCGAGGUUAUUUCCCUAAGGUGUAUGAGCCUACAGUUUUUGAGAAUUAUAUCCAUGAUAUUUUUGUUGACAAUAAGCAUAUUACUUUAUCCUUAUGGGAUACUGCAGGACAAGAAGAAUUCGAUAGGUUACGAUCAUUAUCUUAUUCUGAUACUGAUACCAUUAUGUUAUGUUUUAGUGUCGAUUCUCGUGAUUCGUUAGAGAACGUACAGCAUAAAUGGGUUGGUGAAAUUGCUGAUCAUUGUGAUGACGUUAAAUUGGUCUUGGUUGCAUUAAAAUGUGAUUUGAGAAAUGAAGAAGAUGAAGAUAUUGAUGGUACUAAUAAUAACAGAAAAGAUUUAAUAACUUAUGAGGAAGGUCUAGCUAUGGCUAAGAAGAUAGGUGCAUUGCGUUAUUUAGAAUGUAGUGCGAAAUUGAAUAAAGGUGUAAAUGAGGCAUUCACUGAAGCUACUCGUGUUGUUUUAACUAGCGAUAGCAAAAGGAAUGACAUAAAGGAUGAGGAAGAAAGUUCUAGUUGUACUAUAAUGUAA